This is a messenger RNA of Podarcis lilfordi (Lilford's wall lizard), 2979 nucleotides long. NCBI's taxonomy places the organism in Eukaryota, Metazoa, Chordata, Lepidosauria, Squamata, Lacertidae. The record is from the annotation of a GenBank genome assembly.
AUGCUAAACAUGGAUGGUGGUAAGUUUGUGUGCAUGUUCUAGUAGUUUGUGUUUUCACUUGGAAGAGUGUGUAAUGCCCUGCCAGGAUCUUUGGUGUCAGAGUAUGUGUGUUGGAGCAAGGGGCAUUGUCUCCUUUCCAUGCCUAUAUCUGCUGUUAUGUCAGCUAUUAGAUCCUUCCUUUUCUCCACCCCAAUAAAGAAUCGUCACUGUCUGACAGGAGUCAAGUAUUAACUCUAGCACAAAAGGGCUCAUGUGAAGUACCUGUAGUGGGGAAAUCACAAGAAUCCAUCCCUGGAUUAAACUGCAUAUCCAUUAGGGGCACUGAGCAGGCUUCCACAAAUCAGAUCAUACACAGUAGGUUUGGCCUAACCUUAAAAGCUCGACAAGAGCUCAUGGUCAUCUGGCACAUGCAGAGGACUUGUGGCAGCUGAACGAACCUUGAAUCUGGGCAUUACAAGAUGUGUAUUUAAAAACUUGGGUUUUGACUUGAUCUGUAAAAGCCACAAAUCAUUUAUCAUCCCUUCUUCUGCUAUUAUAUUCCAGCCUCAGAAGCUGGAUUGUUUCUGUGCUGACAAUUCAAACAUGUUCAAAUCUUACAGGGAUGAGAUGAGGUUGACACUUAAAAUGCAUUGAAUGUCCUGUUCACCUGGCUUGGUAAUGUUUGAAAUGUUGUUAACCGCUCCAGGCCCUUGUGCUUGGGACAGUUAAAAAUGAUAAUCAUAUAAUCACUAGACACACGUGCUUUAUUUAGAAAUAAGUUUACAUAUUCUUGCCUUAGAAAAAGAAUUAUCCUGAAUUAAAUAAAAUAAAUAAAACCUAAUGUUUCUGUUUUAAAUUGCCACUGACCUCUGUUUUGUUUUUUUGGCAGUGUUCAUCUCAGAGACUAAAGCCAAUUCUGUCCUGAAAAGAUAUCCGCGGGCUAAUGGGUUUUUGGAGGAAUUAAAGCAAGGAAACAUUGAACGCGAAUGCUUUGAAGAAAUUUGUAACAGAGAAGAGGCAAGAGAAGCUUUUGAAAAUGAUGAGAAGACGGUAAGUUAGCUAUGCAGUUGUAAAGGUAUGCUUCCUGGGUUAACUUUCUUUUUAAUGAUACUGAUUGGUUUAUAUUUCUUUUCGACAUAAUGAACACAAAACUUUCUUUAAUCUCUGAACGAGAAGUUAGUUCAAAACUGCAGCAAAUUGAAAGCAAGAAAAAAGAGAACUUGGAUUACUAGACACUCUUGCCUCCAUCUCUCUUAUCUCAAGCACUUGGGUAAUGGAAUCAUUGAGUGGUGUUCAGCUAAGUUUUACUUGGAUGGGCCCAUUAAAUUCAGUGAGUAAAAGUGAAUCCCACUGAACUCAGGACUAACUUCUGAAUAAGCUAUAAAUUUGUGACAUCUCUGUACCCUAGUUUCUCAGAUAAUUUCACUCACUGUUGGAUUUAUGUUAUGGCAAUAGAAAGUGGAGCCAUUUGAGCCAUAAAUUGAAAUUUGAAUGUUACAAGUAGCUGUCCAAGCUGAAAGGGGGAACUGCUAUACUGUGCCAAACUGCCCAGUAUUCACAAACAUUUAGUGGUGGCUGGUGCUCAUUGGGCCAGGGAGGGUAGAAACUCAAGAGGCCAACAGUAGGUAGAAUCAGAACCAGUGACAGACAAAUUGAUUACGGUUUUGUCCCCAUCCUCCCUGCUGAAUCGUACCAGAGAAACAAACCAAGGAGGAGGAAACUGACAGCCAAUGUCCCGCCUACCCACUGCACCCUGUCCCUUGUAUUGGUUGUUAGUAAGAAGGCAUGUAGGACAGGCAGUUUGAGGCAGACUGGGGCUGGUAGGGGAGUGCCCAUUUGCUGACAUGGACCAGCCUCCACAGAACAUUUUGUGUCUGAAGGAGACAAUGGCUACUCGUUACAAUGUCUGUGCUCUAUCUCCACAGUUGGAGGCAGCAGUGCUGGAAACCAUGGAGGAGAUGGUGCUCUUGUGUUCAUGUUCUGCUCCCUUAUUUCCCACAGGCCUCUGGUUGGCCACUGGGAGAACAGGAUGCUGGGCUCAAUAUUGUCCUUAUGCUCUUAUGAGCCGUGCUAUGCCACAAAGUAAUGUAAUAAUGCUGUAUUGUUUUUAAGAUUUGAUUAGAAGCCGCCCAGAGUGGCUGGGGAAACUCAGCCAGAUGGGCAGGGUAUAAAUAAUAAAUUAUUAUUAUUAUUAUUAGGAAGAUAUUUUGCUGUUUUAUAUCAAUAUGAUAAACUGUCUUUUUUUCUACCUCUUCUCCCUGCAAUUAUGAGAAAGGAAAAUAAUUACUCUUAAAUGUGUGCACAAGUGUUAAAAGAGCGUCUAAUGGAACUGAAAUGAAAAUUGGUUGAUAAGAGGUCAUAUACUGGAAACCUGCCAGAAUACUUGUGUGCUGACUCCUGAAGCAGUAUUUUUGUGCAGCCAUAAAACCUCUCAUUUCUCCAAUCAGAAAUAGGGGAAAGACCUCUCAGAAAACCUAUUUUCUUCUGUCAUAUUUUCAGAUGGAGUUCUGGAAGGACUACACGAAGAGGCUCAAUGGGGAAAUCAAUGGAGGACAUAACUGGUAUCCAUUUUACCUUGUGAUUCCAUUAAUCAUUGGCUUUUUAGUUAUUCUUAUCAUAUUUAUCACAUGGAGGUGCCUGUUCAGAAAGAAAAUGCAUAGACGUUCCAUGUAUGCCCAUAGCAGAACCAGAGAAGUCGCAGGUGACAGAACUGUUGCAGAUGGAAGCAGUCCACUUCCUCAGCCACUCAGCAUUCUUCAUUCCCCCCAGGAAGAAAUGUUUGAAGGCAAUGGAAACUCUCCAGGAUAUCUGAGCUACACAGACGGACGUUCAGACUCAAUAUCAAUCAGGCUGUCAAAUUACGACCCACCGCCAUCGUAUGAGGAAGUGGCUGGUGCAAAUGGCCCGAGGAGAAAGGAAGCGGCAAAUCACUCGGAUCCACCGCCUCAAUAUGAAGACAUUGUGAAUAGCAUUUCAGUAACUCCUGUUACCACUAAAUGA